Molecule: messenger RNA, 1810 nt
Organism: Eublepharis macularius
Lineage: Eukaryota; Metazoa; Chordata; Lepidosauria; Squamata; Eublepharidae
Gene: SUGT1
Product: SGT1 homolog, MIS12 kinetochore complex assembly cochaperone
Exons: 13
Coding region: 76-1077 (333 amino acids)
Biological process (GO): protein stabilization
Molecular function (GO): protein-folding chaperone binding
Source: RefSeq, a predicted model, not a curated record
GGCGCUCUCGGUUACGUCACGCGUGAGGCGCCGCGGCCUGGCGACGGUCGCUCCGCGCUCUGGAAGCUUCUCCCGAUGGCGGAGGGAGCGGCGCCGCUGCGGCUCUCGGAGGGCGACGUCGACCAGGACCCCGCGGCAGCCGUGCAGAAGCUGACAGUGUCCCUAGAAGAGCAGCCUGAUAAUUCGGGGUAUUAUUGUCAACGAGCUUAUGCUUACAUUCUUCUUCAAAAGUACCAUGAUGCCAUUACAGAUGCAAAGACGUCCCUGGAGCUUGACCCCAGCAAUGCUACAGCAUUCCUCAGACAAGGGAUAGGCGAAUACCACUUGGGGAGCUACAGUGCUGCAAUGAAGUCUUUUAGUGAAGGACACAAACUGGAUAGUACGGACAAGACGUUUGCCACCUGGAUUCAAAGAUGUGAAGAAGCCCUUAACACAGAAUCACAGGCUGAACUGGACGAUCAGGUUUUGCAGCAACAGUCACAGCCACCUAAGAUCAAGUAUGACUGGUACCAAACAGAAUCCCAUGUAAUAGUUACAAUUAUGAUCAAGAAGGCAAAGAAGGAUGAUGUAAAUAUACAGUUUUCAGAGUAUGAGCUAACUGCCUUGGUGAGGGUUUCCUCAGAAGAAGACUACAGAUUAAAGCUUCAUCUUCUUCAUGCCAUAGUUCCAGAACAAAGUACAUUCAAAGUACUUUCUACAAAGAUUGAGAUAAAACUGAAGAAGCCAGAGGCUGUGCGAUGGGAGAAACUGGAGGGGAAUGGAGGUUCUCCUAAGCUUAAACAAUUCACUCCAGAAUCCAUGCACUUGUAUCCCUCAUCCUCUCAUUAUACAAGAAAUUGGGACAAAUUGGUGGGUGAGAUCAAAGAAGAAGAGAAGAAUGAAAAGUUGGAGGGGGAUGCCGCUUUAAACAAACUUUUCCAGCAGAUCUACUCAGAUGGGACUGAUGAAGUGAGGCGUGCCAUGAAUAAAUCUUUUAUGGAGUCCGGCGGGACUGUUCUGAGUACAAACUGGUCUGAUGUGGGUAAAAGGAAAGUAGAAGUCAAUCCUCCAGAUGACAUGGAGUGGAAGAAAUUCUAACCUGUUCCAGUGCCGUUUGUGUGUGAACAUCGUUGGAGCUGAAGCGCUGAAUGUUUUUUUUUCAGGAUUGUUCCCAUCAUAUAUUUUACACGCUUUAGGAAUUCCUUAAUCUACAGGUUUAAAAGGUGUGAUCAGGAAAGUUAAGAACUGAAGCUUAUUGUCACUGCUGUCCAAGGUUUUUUUUGUGUGUGUUUGUGUGAUAUCCCAAACCAAGUCAUAACGCUCAUUUUCCACUGGGCUAGUUAGCUGUGCGUUUGGGGACUUUUCAGAACCUUUAGUGAAGAUUGCUUAGGAUCAUUGCCUUAUUAAUGCACACGAAGUCUGUUAAAUUAUUAGCUCUGGUGAUGUCGGGGUCUAUGCACUUCUCAGCUACGUUGUUAAGCUGUCUCUUUUAAUGCUGUAUACAAAUAAAACUGUAAAGAGAUACCUUUUCCCAUAAAGUCAGCGUCAUUGUACUUCUGUCAAAAAGAAACAGUUGUGGAAAGCACACUGUCAGUAUUGACUUUCCUUAUGCAUGAUGAGGGACACCAACUUUUUGUUCUCAGUAUUACUUUCAGUUUCAUUAAAAAUGUUUUCUGUAAAAAAUUGGAUUCGGAAUGCAGCAUGAAAAGAGGCCACCCAAAAUACAGACAACUGGAUCUUUGCAGACAUACCUCGGUUUUUCUUAAAUUAUGAUAAGUGAUCCAGUGUCUCUCAAAGGACCUUCAAAUUUAAUAAAUGUUAUUUUCCUUAA